AUGGGGUUGACUGGCGCAGUGCAAGCCCGGAGGGCUUUGGUGAAGUUGCUCCUCACAGUUGCUGCGGCGUACUCGGUUGUGGUUCGCCUCCACAGGGGCUCCCAGGACAGCGAGGUGAUCGCAGCCUUUCGAAAGGUGCUCCGCAAGGCGCACCCGGGCAAGGGCGGGGCAGACGAGCACGCGAAGCAGCUGAACGCCGCGAAGGAGCGUGGGGACCAGGCCAAGAAACCGAGGGGCCGCCCGAAACGCGCAGAGCAGCCCGAGGCGCCUGCAGGGGCGGCCGCUGCUGACGGCGCGCCUGGCGAAACCUUCCAGGAUCUGAUCGUCCGGGAGAUGCCAGUCGUCAGCGAGAUGCGGCAUCCCAAGGGCUUCAGCUUCCAGCAGGAGCGCAGGAUCGUACUUCUCCGCGAGGCCACCCAGAGCGACGGCAGCCACGUGGAGUGGUCGGAGAUCGCGAAGAAGGUGAAGAACCUCUUGGGCAAGAGGCCACGACCACGACACGUGGCGAGCACGUGCCGCCGGGCCACGGCGCGCCGCGGGCCCCUCAAGUACGAUUACAAAAAGUGCGGCAAGAAGCCGGACAAGGUGACAAAGGAGGUUGCGGUGCGCUACGUGCGCAAGGUCCUCUCGAAGAAGGGCUUUCGCUGGUUACCCAAGAGGCAGAAGCGGUUAUACUCCAAGGAUCAGAGGAAAGCCCGCCUGACGUUUGCGAAGAAGGUCCUGACGAUGACUUCGGCGGAGCUGAACACGGCUUUGGCAUGCGCCAUGGACGGCGUCAUCCUUGCGAUGCCCCCGAAGGACGAGACCGAGCGGAUGAACUUCUGCAGGCACGGGGAAGAGUACAUGUGGCGAAAGAACACGGAGGCAUUCACCCCGAAGCUCUCUGGCGACGACGAGUACGGUGGCCAGGUCCCACUGGCUCGGGCAGUGCCCAUGUGGGCCGGCUGCGCCGCGGGCGGGCUGUCCAUUGUCGCGUUCCCCCCCGCGAAGAAGCUCUGCGGCGAGGACUGGGCGAAGAUCGUGAACCGGGGCGACCUCGUGAAGGCCGUGAAGUCGGUGAACCCGAAGAGGAAGAAGGGCCCGUGGUCCGUCCUCUGCGACAACGAGUCUUUCUUGCGGGCGAAGGUCAGCAACGCCGCGGUGAAGGCGGCGGGGGUUAAGCUGUGGAAGAUGCCAGCAAAGUCCCCUGACUUGAACCCCGCAGAGCGGUGCUGGUCUUGGCUGCGUCGGAAGCUGCGGCUCAUGGACUUGGACGACGCCGUGAAGAAGCGGCCCGUGCUGGGGAAGACGGCGUACAGGGCGCGGGUUCGGAGCGUCGUGAAGAGCAAGAAGGCACAGUCCGUGGGGGCGGCGCAGGCGAAGCUGAUGAAGCGCGUCUGCAGGGAAGUGGUGCGCAAGAAGGGCGCGGCCACGGCGGACCAGCAUGUCUCAGGCGCGAAGCACUCCCCCAUCCAUCCGCUGCUGUCAGCUGCACUCCGGCCGGGCAGGGCCGUGGGCUGGUCACUGGAGAUACUGGCGCGGGCACCCACCCUCCUGCGGCUGUCAGCCGCCUCCCUGAAGCUAAUCGAGCUCCUGGCGGCUGUCAGCUGCCUUUCUCUGCCGGGCGCCUCUGGACUGCUGGCCACGCGCCACGUCCCCCCUGCCGCCCUGCUCGAGAGCCGGAGUCCAGAGACCAGCGUGGUCUACCUCCUCGACAACGACAAGCGAGAUGACCUGGCCCGGAUGCACCGCAUGUUCUCCCUGGUGGACAACGGCCUGAACCCCAUCGCGCAGGCCUUCCGCGCGUACGUCACCGACCGGGGAAACAAGAUCGUGGACGAGCGCGUGGAGCAGGCGAAGCAGAUGGCGUCGAAGUCGGAGGCGCUGGGCGACCCGUCCUUCAUCCAGACGCUCCUGGACCUCCACGAGCGCUUCAAGGGCAUCGUGCAGGAGUGCUUCUCGCAGGACUCGCUGUUCCAGAAGUCGCUGAAGGAGGCCUUCGAGGUGUUCAUCAACAGAGACAUCGGCAAGUACUCCUUCGCAGCUCUCAUGUCCUCGUUCUGCGAUAGGAUUCUCAAGAAGUCUGGCGAGCGGCUCUCCGACGACCAGGUUGAGAAGUUCCUCGAGAAAAUGG
Molecule: messenger RNA, 2113 nt
Organism: Prorocentrum cordatum
Lineage: Eukaryota; Dinophyceae; Prorocentrales; Prorocentraceae
Source: the annotation of a GenBank genome assembly